Rotaria sordida is the source of this 1023-nucleotide messenger RNA. The record is from the annotation of a GenBank genome assembly. NCBI's taxonomy places the organism in Eukaryota, Metazoa, Rotifera, Eurotatoria, Philodinida, Philodinidae.
AUGUUUUGUUUUUUUAAAACUAAAUUAUAUCGAUUUUGUCUUGCAGCAACCGUUGAUUGUACUUUUGCUGUAUGUACAAUGGAUCUUAAGAUCUGUCCAGAUGGUACACCUGCGCCAAUUCCUGUUGAUGAAUGUUGUCCAAGCUUGAAAGCUUGUGCUAUAAAUGGUGACGCUCGAAGCAAUCCAUUGGGUUCACUUGGUUCCAUUCUAUCCGGUAGCAAUCUUUUACAAUCAUUGACUACAGCUACACAUGGUACAAAUUUAGGUACAGCUAUAUCAAUUUUAAACUUGCUCAAUAAUGUUCAACAAUUAUCAAACGAUAUUCAUCAAAUUCCUCUUUUGAUCAAUCAAACACUUGUUAGUAUUCUCAAUGGAACAGGUCAAGCUGGUCAAAUAAUCGUUGAUCAAUUGAUUGGUGCUGUUAAUAGUGUUAAUCAUCAAACUGCUACUAGCCGAAAUCUUUUGGAUACUCUUGGUUAUAAUGGUAACUUACUAUCAAGUAUUACUCAUAUUAAUGAUAUUCAUCAAAUUCCCACUUUACUCAAUCAAACUUUAACAAGUAUUGUUGGUGGAGCUGGACAAGCUAGUCAAAUUGUUAUUCAACAAGUACUUGGUCUUCUCGGACAACAGACCGCUACAAGUCGAAACCUUUUAGAUGUUCUUGGUCAAAAUGGUAACUUACUAUCAAGUAUCAGUCAUUUAUUACCACAAGGUACAUCGAUUUCAACUGUUCUUUCAAUUCUUAAAUUAUUGAACAAUGUUCAUCAAUUGAGUACAAGCCGUAAUCUUUUGAAUACUCUUGGUGCAAAUACUAAUUUAAUUUCAACAAUAUCACAUCUUUUACCACAAGGUACAUCAAUUUCAACUAUUGUUUCAUUAUUAAAUUUGUUGAACAAUGUUAAUGCUAUAAAUAAUGAUCUUCAUCAAAUUCCUACUGUUCUUCAAGAAACAUUACAACAUCUUCUCACUGGUAUUCAAAAUCUUGUACCAUCAGUAGUUCAACUAGUACAAGGAUCAUCAUAA